Ogataea philodendri is the source of this 1362-nucleotide messenger RNA. RefSeq lists its product as uncharacterized. Bases 1 to 1362 code for a protein of 453 amino acids. NCBI's taxonomy places the organism in Eukaryota, Fungi, Ascomycota, Pichiomycetes, Pichiales, Pichiaceae. The record is from RefSeq and is a predicted model, not a curated record. The transcript has a single exon.
AUGCGCUCCAGGCUCAAGUUCUCUGACGAUUCCCAUCGCGAGAAGGUGUGGUCUAACGAAAUGCUCUUCUUCUACAUGAACUUGUUGCUGGACGAAUACAACACAGGAAUGAAGUUUGGGCUGUUUAGAAACAAGGACAGCUACGGCCCAAAGAGUGGCGUGGUCGAGAUCAUGUUCCAUCCCUUUCUUUGGGCUGGCGACUGGCAUUUGGCUGUUGGAUUCCACAAACUGCACAAGAUCGCGGUGAUCAAUUGUUCCAAGCUGGAUCCAAAGGAAAACGCCGGGUUCCCUAUUCGCAGUGUUUUGAAGCUCGAGGAGUUCGUGUUCUUUUUUGGGCACAAGAUCAACAAGUCGUCUUUGAAACAUCCGUAUAAGGCUGCCAGUUUUAUCGAGCCUGUGAGUUCGAUCAACGCAAUCAAUUUGCUGGCUCUUGUUUUCACCUUCUGUGUGACGCCCACGCAUUUGACCGACAUGUUCUCGCAAGUCGGAGCGGAACCCAGAACGUACGACGUUUCGGAGUUUUACGAGGAGAUCGUCCGUUUCGACCGGUUCGGAUACGCUCGCGCAGUUCUUGGGAACCAGGUUAUGGACAAAUUGGUGGAGAAAAGUCUUCCUGAACAGCAGGUAUCGGAAACGUCGUAUCCAUUUGAGUUGGAAAAUACAGACUUUGACGCGAUUUUCCCUAAGAAGACCGCUGAGCAUUUCCUCAAGGCAAUGAAGGAAGGAGACGACGGGUUCAUUCAAGAUGCGGACGUGUUCGACGAGGUGGUGGAGAUGAUCGAAGGCUGGUGCCAUGUUGGCCAGAAAGAUGAGUUCGAGUCUUGGAGCAUGCUUUUCAGAGAAAGCAUUGUUGCAUUCUACUCGGUUGGAAGCAAGAUGGAGUUUGACGAGGAGGAGUUUGGCGAGGUUCUACAGAGCGCAGACCACAAAAGCCAGGUUUUCCCGUUGAUACUCGAAAACGGUAACCUGCUUCUGAUCAACUUGGAACGUCAAGAAACAGAACUCAUCUCCAACAUCGUGGAGCUUUCUUCCAAGAACCUGAAAGGCUCGACGGUGGUCCGGACGUUUGCUGUUCGUCGACUCAUCGAGAUGUACGGUUGGCACAAUCGUUUAUUAGUGUCCAAAGUCAACUUCCAUCGCUACUCCGUGCGCACACAGGAUCUGACCAAAAACAUCACCACGUUCUUCUUUUUUAUUCACCAUUUCAUCCACCAUGGCAAAUUCGACACCCAACUUGCUCCUGACCAAAUAGAUACCGAUUACUAUGGGGUUGCAUUUCAGUCUCUGAUGCACAGGAUAGUGGCUGGAAACAGGUCCGGGAUCCUCAGCGACUACCGCAAGCUAGUCAAAUGUAUAAGCUAA